Molecule: messenger RNA, 2912 nt
Organism: Harmonia axyridis
Lineage: Eukaryota; Metazoa; Arthropoda; Insecta; Coleoptera; Coccinellidae
Product: myeloid differentiation primary response protein MyD88-like
Exons: 4
Coding region: 1259-2521 (420 amino acids)
Biological process (GO): positive regulation of canonical NF-kappaB signal transduction; defense response to Gram-positive bacterium; MyD88-dependent toll-like receptor signaling pathway
Cellular component (GO): plasma membrane
Molecular function (GO): TIR domain binding; Toll-like receptor binding
Source: RefSeq, a predicted model, not a curated record
UUCUGAGAUUGGGCAUCAUUGACAAGUCACAAGGCUUGAAGAAUACUUAUCUAUGGUUAAUAGUUGGUUAGUUGAACAACAAUAAUCUGCUAUAAUAUUUAUGGGAGAUGAAAUUGAGGUUGGAAACAUAGUGGAUAUAACGUUUAGUGGAGGACGCCCAGUGGAAAACGCUUAUGAGGUACAAGAAAUUCCUGAUUCUUUAGAAAUUCCAGUCGAAUUACCUGAUCCGUUAGAAAUUCAAGACCCUCCUGCUGAAAAUCAUAUAGAAUAUGUGGAACUCCCCAUCGAAAUACCAGAAACAGCGAAUGAACUACAGAAACGAGAAAAUAUGUGGCAGAUGGUCUCGAGUUCGCUGAAAAGAAAAAGAGCUGAAGAAAAAAAUACGCCUAACAAGAAAUGUUAUCCAUCUCCAGCUAUAAAAAAGUGUCUGUUUCCUGAAAUGUUGUGAAACUCACACAAAAAAGGUUAUAUUAACAAGAAGAACAAACCUUUGAGAACUGCGGAUUCUUCACUCACAUUUUAUAGAUGAAGAAACGUGUGCCGUACAUGUUAAAGAACAACAUCCCGAAAAAGAAAGGUUUACACUGUAGCAAAUGUCCAAGGAUUUUUUAUGAUAUAUCCAGAUUAGAAAAACAUCUGCUGUCACACAAAGAUGAAUCGUUAAUGAAUAAUGUGCAUGAUCAGACGACCAACAGAUAUAAAAACAUUGGUAAAUUAUCAGAUCAGCAAUUUUCAUGUCAAGAGUGUGGAAAAAGAUUUGCUACCAGAAGUUCUCAGCAAAUACAUAUGAGGAUACAUACAGGCGAACGUCGUUAUGGGUGCAGUUUUUGUCACAAAGCUUUCACAGAUGGGGGUACUCUCAGAAAACACGAAAGGAUUCAUACUGGCGAGAAACCUUAUGCAUGCGUCAUUUGUCCCAAAGCUUUCAAUCAGAGGGUUGUCUUAAGGGAGCACAUCAGAUCGCACCAUUCGGGCCCUGAUCCAAGUUGUUCUGAUAGUAUGACGCCGUUUCGUUGUACCAUCUGCUCGGACCAUCUGUACCAUCUGCUCGGACCAAAUCCAAAAUAAGCAAUCAAGAGAUGUCAGAAGCUAGGUACGAUUUUAAUAAAAUUCUGUUACAAUUCUCCAUGUUCGAAGAAUUCAUUUGAAAGACAUCUUCGUUUUAUCACACAUUGCCAUUAUAUCAAAAACAAUGAAGAAUUGAGACAGAUUACCGUUUGCAAUUAAUUUAUUUGAAAAAACGUAUCAUGGAGAAGAUAUGGAAGAGCAUCUGAAAUCAUCCCAUCCUGUAAGCAUCUUGAGACAUGAAACGAUGGAGCUACUUUCAGCGAUGUUAAAUCCACCUAAAUUAUUUAACACAAGUGAAGGUCUUAGUAGGAAUUGGAAAGGAUUUGCUGAAUUAUGUUCCAUUCAGUCGUAUUUGAUAUCCAAUUGGGAAUUUUGUGAUGAUCCUACAAAGGAAGUGUUCAAAAUAUGGCAAUCAAAAGGAGAUGUAGCUACUAUAGAGAAGAUGAUUACCUUUUUGGAGGAAAUAGAUCGAGGGGACGUUAUAGAAGAUGUCAGCAGUCUCAUAGCCAAAGACAUUGAGUUCCAUCUACAGCAUCCAAAAGAACACAAAAAACAGUCUCCUCUUUACCAAGGCCUGGACAGUUCUAUCUUAACGGUAGAUGACUUAGAAUACAUUGGAAAGAAUAUGGAACUCAUCCAGUAUGAUGCCUUCAUUCUAUUCGCAGACGAUGACAUUGAUUUUGCCACCGAAGUCAUCGAAACAAUGGAAAAACAGUAUAAACUGAAGUUCUGUGUCAAGGACUACUUGAUUGGGGGUCUCUUUGAGCAUGAAGCAAUAAUUCGACUAAUUUCUCAACGUUGCGAAAAACUUAUAGUUAUAUUAUCACCUAGUUUCUUCAAGAGUCCUAUGAACAAGUUCUUCCUGAACUUCACACAAGCUCUAAGUCUGGAACAGAGAAAAAUAAUACCUUGCUUGUAUAAAGCAUGUCCUGUGAUGCCACCGGAGAUCAGGUGCUAUUUCAUGCUGGAUUAUACAAAACAGAGGGGAGUGCUUUAUAACUUUUGGGACAAACUGUAUGAAUCCAUAAAAACUAAAAAGGCGCCAGCUAAUGCAUCAAACAGGGUGGUAAGAAGAGAUCAACCUCCAAGACAGCUGAUAAUAAAAAAUAACUCGCAAAGAGAUACCGAAUUCAGACUGAGAGCCCCAAGUGUUAACGUAAAAUCCAACAGUCUCGUAGACCUAAGCAAAACUGACGCUGAUCAUAUUCUACCGGAGGUAAAUCUGAUACCAAGUACCAGCGCAAACAGUUUGGGUAUCAGUUUCUGCGAACCUGAAAAAAAAAUAAAGCCGAAAAAGACUAAUUGGCUGAAGAAGUUGUUUCCUAAGAACAGCAAAAAUUAUGAAAAUUGCAAUCAGCAACACAUCAAAGCAAAUGGUGAAGUUGAGGGUAACAGGGAGAAGAAGAAGCUGUGGAGUAAGUGUGUGAAAAGGAAACCAGUAGCUGCCACAUAGGGAACAGGGUUUUUUAGGUACAAAGACAUCAUACCAAGUGCCUAGAUACCGUACUGUGCCAGUUUUCAAUAACUUCGCCAUCCUGCUAUCAAUUUAGUGUUCAUAGUUAAUUCGAGGAUUUCUUUCUUGUUUAUUUUCCAAGAAAGUAAACUUAAACUAGCUUUGUGAUUAUCACAAUGAAACAAUGGUUUUUCUCAUACUUGGAAAAUCAAGUUUUUGGAUUUCUUACAUCAAUCUAUCUUUGAAUGUCUAGUUGGGAUGUUCUUGAGAAUAUUUGUUUGUUGAACGAUUUUUCUAUGACUAUGAGUAGUUUUCUCUCAUCUUUGUUUUAUUUUUGUUACGGGUUUUCUCAGCAUAGUUGUUAUUGUCAAAACCAAUGAAGCUUGAUUUU